GAUUGAUCGCUGUGCCUUUGGCUUGGACGUCUAACCUCUCUCAUCCCACCCAGCUUUGGACUGCAUCAAACGAACAACACACAGAACAGCGAAAUCGGAAAUGGUGAAAGACGAAAAUGAAAAUCCAGUUUCAGAAGUAGAUGAAGACGAGGAAGAAUUAUCAAAUGGAGAGGACGAGGAAGAAGAAGAUUUUGAUGAGGAUGAAGAUGAGGAAGACGAGGAAGAAGAAGAACCACCAGUAACAUCGGAAUCUAGAAUGCGAGCUGAAAGAGCAAGAAUGGAAGGAGUCUUUCAUCGGAUUUCUUCUGAGAGAGUUCCAUUGAGAGUCCAUGAUGUGGUGAUCAAAGGAAACAUGAAGACUAAAGAAUCGUUAAUCGAAGCUGAAAUCGGAGCCCUAAAAACCGCCACGUCAGUCCAAGAGCUGCUUCAGGCGGCGACGAUUGCGAAUGCCAGGCUUCAAAAGCUCGAUAUAUUUGAUUCCGUAAACAUCACGCUUGAUUCAGGACCGUCUGAAUUGCCUGGGACUUCUAAUGUGAUUGUUGAAGUUGUUGAGUCCAAAAACCCUCUCACUGGUGAUAUUGGCAUUUUCACGAAGCCUGAGGCUAGAUCUUGGUCACUUGAAGGAUCACUUAAACUCAAAAACUUAUUUGGAUAUGGAGAUUUGUGGGAUGGUUCUUUAUCUUAUGGGUGGGACCAAACAUCAGAAGCUAGUGUUGGCAUCUCUUUGCCAAGAUUCAUGAGAUUGUUCACUCCUGUUAUGGCUCGAGUAUCCCUUCUUUCUCAAGACUGGCUCAAAUUCUCCUCUUAUAAAGAGCAAGCACUCGGCCUAUCUCUUGGUCUGCUUUCAACCAAGCACCAUGAUUUAGCAUAUAAUCUUUCUUGGCGCACGUUGACUGACCCAUCACAAAUGGCUUCUGAGUCAAUAAGAAGGCAACUUGGACACGGUUUACUAUCACAUUUGAAGUAUACUUUUAAGAUUGAUAAGAGGAACUCACCUCUUAGACCCACUAGAGGGUUUGCUUUUGUUUCUUCUUCUCAACUUGGAGGCAUUUUUCCUGAUUAUCGCAGCUUGCGUUUUGUACGCCAGGAAUUUGAUCUUCGAUAUGCUUUACCUUUGGGUUUUGCACGUGCUGCUCUCAACUUUGGAGUUGCUGGUGGUGUACUUUUCCCAUGGGGAAGUGAAUUCCUGAACACACCCACAUCUUUACCUGAUCGAUUCUUCUUAGGUGGGAACUCCUCUCCCAUUUGCUCAUUGGGAGGGCCCACAUCCUUAUUGGGCUUCAAAACCAGGGGAUUAGGCCCAAGUGAACCAAAACGCCAAUUCAAAACAAACUCUGAAGAUACAAAUUCUGAAAGAGAUUUUGUUGGGGGAGACCUUGCUGUUACUGGCUUUGCAGACCUUUCUUUUGAUCUCCCUUUGAAGGUGUUGAGAGAUUGUAAUAUUCAUGCACAUGCGUUUGCUUGUGCUGGAAGUCUAACCAAAUUAACUGAAAAUUCAUUUCGUGACUUUUCCUUCCAAAAGUACCGUGACUCCUUCCGUAGCUCUGCGGGCUUUGGGCUUAUUGUACCAACUAAAUUGUUUCGCAUGGAGGUGAACUACUGCUACAUAGUGAGACAACAUGAACAUGAUCGAGCAAAGACUGGUGUCCAAUUUAGCUUUUCUUCACCAUUAUAGGAUUCUCAUCCUGGUUUCAUCUCAAGUUCACAACAAACAAGCCAUUAGCCGCUCCACCGCUGUGUCAUGCGGUGAAGUGAAGGGUUCUUGUAAUUUUGAAAAAAAAAAAAAACUACAGAAAAUUAAUAAUCCAUCUCAGUUAUAUGACAAUUGACAUGCUGCUUUGUUUGAAUUGUUAUAUCUCAUCUGUUGAUGUUGUUAAGAAUUUGUUUUGGAAUUCGGAGAUAUGUGAGUGUGAUUCUGGUUGUUUAGAAAUUACGCGAAAGAUAGUGAGUGAAGUUGGAAUUAUUGGGUAUGUAAUGUGUUGUUGUGUGAUGCGAUUCGAUGUGCAGACGAUUAAUUUUGAUUCAAAGGCAAGACAAGGCGUUUGAUUGA
This is a messenger RNA of Lactuca sativa (garden lettuce), 2050 nucleotides long. RefSeq lists its product as uncharacterized. The record is from RefSeq and is a predicted model, not a curated record. Gene Ontology annotation, cellular component: outer membrane. NCBI's taxonomy places the organism in Eukaryota, Viridiplantae, Streptophyta, Magnoliopsida, Asterales, Asteraceae.